GCGACAGAAGCAAGAUGGCGUCGGGCCAAAGGGCCUUCGCGCAAAAGCUGUCAAAACAACAUGCAGCUGAUGUGCGAAGGACAGUGCGGGAUAUUACAACUGGGAAAGACCCGCCUCGUUCAGCCAGUGUAUCAACUAUCUCCGCACAUGUUCCCCUACAAGAGGUAGUUGAACCUGUUGAUUAUGAAGACUUCAUUGAUCAGCACCAGCUUGAGGCAGACAGAGACCCUGCCCGUGGGAUACUCCAUUUUCCCAGUGAUGACAUAGUUGUAACAUGUAUUCCAAGACACAUUCGAACUGUGCAUCCAGUUGUGCCAGAUGAUGGUAGGGAUGGCUUCGAUGCACAUGUGGCAGACUGUGUUCGGUGCUAUACAAAAGACUGGCUACAUGUCAGUCGACAAUACCUACAUCAUUCCACAUCAGUACCUGGGCGGAACCAGCUGACAGCAGAGCGUCUAGCACAUUUGCAGUCUUGUCCACAACCAGAAUUUGAAGUAGACUUGGAUGAUGACCGCGGACAUGAUGAUGUUGAGAGACAAGAUAUGGUUGGAAGCCGGCAUUCCUCCCACCUAUCUGACACACCAAGAGGAAGCUGGGCAAGUUCAGUCUUUGAUCUUCGAAAUUCCGUAGCAGAUCCUCUGCUGCCAUCCUUACUCUCUCGUAUUCCCUUGGACACAGUAGAUAACAAUAAUCAACAAUCGAGGCAGGAAAACAGACAGGAAUCUCUGUUUGUACUUUAUCCCCCUCAAGAUGAGGAGGACAUGAUAGAGAGGAGGCAAUACCCAGAGGUCCCCAUGCCCCACUCAGGCCAUCGGAUCCAAGUAAAGUGCAUCAACUUGAGACUCGAGUUGGAGAUUGAACCAGUCUUUGCCACCAUGGCUCUCUAUGACUUGAGGGAUAAGAAGAAAGUGUCCGAGAACUUUUGCUUUGACAUGAAUCCUGAGCCUCUCAAGAGGAUGUUAACGUCACACAUUCCAUAUCAGGAUAUAUCAACACUCAGCCGUACCUGCAUUUUUGAUAUUACCUACCCUUCAAGUGAUUUAUUCUUAGUAGUACGUCUUGAGAAGAUUCUGCAGGGAGACAUCAGUGAUGUUGUUGGACCUUAUAUGAAAGAUGAUGCAAACCGAGAGAAAUUGAAGGCAGCAGCUGUUGCGAGUUGUGAACGGCUUGGUAAAUAUCGUAUGCCGUUGGCCUGGACUGCAAUUAAUCUUAUGAACAUCUUCACGGGAGUCCAUGGAGAUCGUGAGAAUGCUCCUGAAAGAGAACCAUCAGGAUCAAACAGUCUAGACCGAAAGCAGAGUUCAUCCAGUUACGAUGAGCUGAAACGAAAGAGUGGUUCAGGGUCACUGACACGCAGAGGAUCCCUAGAAAGGCGAAGCUUCAGUGAGAAGAGACGGAGCUGGUCUCCUGAAGAAUUUGGAGCAUGUCUGGAUUCCUUCAGACCAGUUACUCUAACUGUGUCCUCAUUUUUCAAACAGGAAGGAGAUAAACUGCGUGAUGAUGACCUUUACAAGUUCCUCGCUGAUCUCAAACGACCCUCAAAUCAGCUGAAGAAAAAAUGUCUCCCAGGUCUACUCAAAUUAGAUAUAUCUCCAGUUCGGGACCAGCCUAAGUACUGCCUCACAGCAGAGCUAUCCAGACUACAUCCUUAUCCAGCAGAUGAGACAGAGGAGGAGGAAGAUAAGGAUUAUGAGAAAUGUCGACCAAUUAAAGAGAUCGUCGAGUUCCCUCCAAGAGAUAUUUUUGUCCCUCACUACUCCUACAGGAAUCUCCUCUUUGUUUCACCAAAAGAUCUGAAUUUCAGUAACAGACCAGGUUCUGCACGGAACAUUGCUGUAAAGAUACAGUUUAUGGCUGGGGAAGAAGAGUCAGCUGCCAUGUCAGUCAUUUUCGGCAAAUCAUCGUGCCCAGAGUUCACCACAGAAGCAUAUACAGCAGUCACCUACCAUAACAAGUCCCCAGACUUCUAUGAUGAAUUCAAGAUCAAGUUACCUCCAGUGCUUGGUGAUCAACAUCACAUUCUAUUCACAUUCUAUCACAUUUCUUGUCAGAAGAAAAAUGAAGAAAAGACAAUUGAAACUCCUGUUGGUUAUACAUGGCUGCCUGUAUACCGUGAUGGAUGCCUCCAAACUGGUGAACAUAGCCUGCCAGUGAUGAUGGAGCGACCCCCAAGCAACUACUCCUACAUCACUGCAGACAUUCAACUACCAGGCACAAAGUGGGUCGAUAACCACAAAGGCCUUUUUACUGUCCUGGUGGAGGCAGUGUCAUCAGUACAUGCACAGGAUAAGCACAUUGAUAGAUUUUUCCAUCUGUGUAAAAUGGUGGAGGAGGGUAAUAUUCCAGCUCGUAUUGGUGAAGCUAAUAUGGAGGGAGAACUGAAGAAAGCAAUGGGAGAUCUGAUAAACUGUCAUGCUGAGCCAUUAGUGCGAUUUGUCCCUGUGCUGUUAGACCGCCUCAUCUCUCUCAUGGUUCGGCCACCCACUCUCGCUGGGCAACAAGUCAAUAUUGCCCAGGCUUGUUUUGAGACCAUUGGCACGCUUGUUGGACGAAUAUCUGGACUUUUGGAGGACAAGAAUGAUCAACAUGGACGUAACAGCACCCUUCUAACAUAUGUGGCAUAUCAGGCAACUCUACCCCAUCCAGAUGACAGCCCACCUGUUGUAACUGCCCAGCCGCACCCUCCCCACCCACCAACCUCAGUCCCCACUCAUCGAAAGUAUUCUAGAAGCAGCAGUAACCCUGAUUUAGGUCAGGAUGCUGAUGCUGAAGUAGGAGGAAUCUUAUCAAGAGGAUUGGACAGAACCAACUCAAUGAGAACAGGUGGGAACUACGAAAAUCUCAUGUUGUUGCAGCGACUUCCAGGAAGGAAAGUAGUACAUGAAGAAGUGGCCCUCCAGUGGGUAGUGUCAAAUGGCACAGGCAGAGAAAAAGCUCUAGCAAAUUCAUGGUUCUUCUUUGAGUUGAUGAUAAAGUCCAUGUCAGAACACCUAGCCCGUACAGGAAGGCAGGACACUUUGCGCAAGAUGAGGUUCUCCCACCAGUUCUGUGAUGAUGUUGAGAACUUGACCAACACCAUCACAAAUGACAUCAUUGCUCUCCAUAACAAAGAUGUCCGAGAUACCAGAUUUGUACAGAAUGUGAACAGCAGCCUUGCCUUCUUUUUAUGUGAUCUCCUGUCGGUGAUGGAUAGAGGAUUUGUUUUCAUGUUAAUCAGAAACUACUGUAAGCAGAUGAGCAACAAGAUAAUGAAUCUACCUGAUGCUGCAGCACUGAUUAAUCUGAAGCUGGAUUUUGUACGAAUUGUAUGCAGUCAUGAACACUUUGUGGCUCUGAAUUUGCCAUUCUGCACACCAAUCUCAGCAACCUCAGCUCCAUCGUCCCCCUGUCCCUCGAUUGGGUCAACAACUAGUCAGUCAUCCUUCAUCUCCACUGUGAUUGGUGGAAAUCGUAGUGCUUUCAUGAUGCUUUCAAACUCUUUCAGACAACAGCACUUCCUUGUUGGGCUUGUGUUGUCAGAUUUGGCUACUGCUCUUGAGAUAAACAAUCCCAGUAUUCAUGGAAGAGCAGUGAACUCUGUGAGAAACUUGUUGACAAGCCAUGACACAGAUGAACGUUUCACAGAGCCAGAAGUAAAGGCAAGAGUGGUGGCUUUGUAUCUACCACUCAUCAGCAUUGUCAUUGAUGCAUUACCUCAGCUGCACACAUUUGCAAGCAAUAAAAAUCGGAAUUUGAUGUCUUCUGUCAGUGACGACAAUGAUGGAGUCGCAACACACAUCCACCAAAAUGUUGCUUUAGCCAUUGCUGGUUCUUCUAUGUUUGCUAAUAGGGAGAGCGACUAUGAUGUCAUACAAGGGCAACAGCAGCCUCGCAAGUGUCCCUUGAGCUCUGAGACAACCCGCAACAAGCUCAUCUGCCUCCUGUGGGUCCUGAGUAAUGCUGACGAAGUAACCCUCCGUCACACGCUGUCUGAUUUGUCGCACAGCCGUCUCCAUCAGCUGCUGGAUGUCCUCUAUAUAGCUGUAUCUUGUUUCCAGUACAAGGGAAAGAAGAUCUCCCUUCGAGGUGGAGGGCCAAGUCUACGAUGCAAAGCAGACAUGAAGAGUCGUUUGGAAGAAGCCAUCAUGGGUCAGAAUUCUGCACGUUCGGAAAUGAUGCUCCGACGUCGAGGUAACACUCCUUCCAACACCCCUCAUGUUGUUGGAUUAUCACAGUUCUACAUCCAGGGAGCAGAACGCAACCCACCGUCGCCUUCUGGAACCGGUGAGCGACUCCGUUGGCGCAAGGAGACCUUCCCCUGGCGCCACCAACAGCAGGAUACGGAACGGUCCACUCAUCAGGAGUUAGAACAGGAAUCACAGGUUGAGGGCCAUCUGGCGAGUGAAGCUAAUAUGAUAAUACUCGACACUUUGGAGAACAUUGUACAGGUGGUCACAAAUGCAGAUCACCUCCAGGGACUGCUGAGUGUGGUGUUCAGAGUACUGCUUCAUGCUCUUGCUUCAAACCAGUCAACUACAUCAUUGACAAAUAUGUUCAACACACAGCGAGCUCUUGUUGCCAAGUUCCCUGGGCUACUCUUUGAUGAAGAAACAGAGCAAUGUGCAGACUUGUGCCUGCAGCUUCUAAAGCACUGCUCAUCUUGCAUUUGCACAAUACGAUCCCAUGCUGCUGCAUCUCUAUACCUACUCAUGAGGCAUAAUUUUGAGAUAGGCAAUAACUUUGCUCGAGUAAAAAUGCAGGUUACUAUGUCUUUGAGUUCGCUUGUGGGCACCUCUCAGACCUUCAAUGAGGCGUAUCUCCGACGUUCCUUGAAGACCAUCCUUACUUAUGCAGAGGAGGAUGCUGACCUGCAAGAUACUUCCUUCCCUGAACAGGUGCGAGAUUUAGUGUUCAACUUGCAUAUGAUCUUGUCUGAUACUGUCAAGAUGAAAGAGUAUCAAGAGGAUCCUGAAAUGCUGCUUGACUUGAUGUAUAGAAUAGCUCGAGGCUACCAAAACUCCCCAGAUCUACGCUUGACCUGGUUAGCUAGCAUGGCUCAGAAGCACAGUGAGAGAGUUCAGCAUGCUGAAGCUGCCAUGUGCCUGAUCCACAGUGCAGCUCUUGUGUCGGAAUACCUAUACAUGUUGGAGGAUUGUCCUCACCUUCCCACUGGAGCUGUUACCUUCUGCAAACUUUCACCAAAUGUUUUAGAGGAAAGUGCAGUGUCUGAUGAUGUUUUGAGUCCAGAUGAAGAGGGUAUAUGUACAGGAAAAUACUUCACAGAAAAUGGAUUAGUUGGUCUUUUGGAGCAGGCAAGCUCUUCUUUGCAGCAGGCUGGUAUGUUUGAAUGUCUGAACGAGGUCUACAAGAUUUUAACUCCCAUUGCUGAGAAGAACAGAGAUUGGAAGAAGCUGAUCAAUAUAUACUCAAAACUGCAUGAUGCUUUCUCAAAGAUUGAUGCACUAGAGGGAAGAAGAAUAUUUGGAACAUACUUCAGAGUUGGGUUUUAUGGAUCCAAGUUUGGUGAUCUUGAUGGAGAAGAGUUCAUCUACAAGGAACCUAUGCUUACUAAGUUACCUGAGAUAUCUCACAGAUUAGAGGCCUUUUACAGUGACCGUUUUGGUGCAGAAAACAUUUUGAUGAUAAAGGACAGUAACACAGUUGAUGCCACCAAACUGGAUUCUGACAAAGCUUGUAUUCAGAUCACUUAUGUUGAGCCUUAUUUUGAUGAAUAUGAAUACAGGGACAGAGUUACUUCUUUUGAGAAAAAUUACAACAUAAAGCGGUUCAUCUUCUCAACACCAUUCACACCUGAUGGGAGAGCACAUGGAGAGCUUCAUGAGCAAUAUAAGAGGAAGACCAUCCUGACAACACAACAUAUGUUCCCAUAUGUCAAGACUAGGAUCCAAGUUGUUGACAGAAUGUCUUGGGUGUUGACUCCAAUUGAAGUUGCUAUUGAAGACAUACAGAAGAAGACAAAGGAGUUAUCUGCAGCCAUCAACCAAGAUCCUCCAGAUCACAAGAUUCUACAGAUGGUGCUUCAGGGGUGCAUUGGAACAACGGUGAAUCAGGGACCAAUGGAGGUUGCCCACAUUUUCCUAUCAGAUCUGGUUGACAGCAGGAAACCCCCUAACAGGCUUCAAAAUAAACUUCGACUCUGUUUCAAGGACUUCUCCAAAAAAUGUCAAGAUGCAUUAAAGCGUAACAAAACACUGAUUGGCUCUGACAUGAGGGAGUACCACAGGGAGCUGGAGAGGAAUUAUAACAGAUUUAUUGAAGGUUUAUCACCAAUGAUUACGGUCAAUCAUCUUACCCGACAAAUGAGUGACUGUGAGCAGGGAACUUCAUGAUUAACUCGGCUGUGAAGUUACCCGGCGCUUUUGGUGCUCGGAGUGGAAGAAGCAUGUUCAGGCAGUGAUUAGAUCUCGGCUUUUCCUAAAAGGUGCUCGUCUCAAAGAUGAAAAAAACUCCUGGAUUUAAAUUGUAAUGAUGAUUAUGCAGUAUUUAUAAUCUAGUUUUGUUUGAACCCAUAAACUCAUAAGAUAUGAGACAAGGUGCAUUACCACUGAAAUUGUGGAAGGAUGGGGGGGGGGGUUGAUUAGUUAAUGAUAGAGGGGCACAAGAAACAGCUUUAGAAUGAUUUAUAUAUACAUAUUCAGAGUCAUAUAAAUAGUUUUAGCAUUACUGUAUCAUCUUCCAGUUGUAUGUUAUCUUGUAUAGCUUUUUUUUUUUUAUACUUAUACAGCAUUUUUUGUGUGACGUUACUGUAGUAAUAUUGUCAGUAUUUUUAAUGAAAUUUUAGUAAGCUUUGCAGUACUUGUAAGAUAUCUAAUUUUUUUAUGAUUACUAUAUUAUUGCUUUUCAGUGUUGUUAUUAUUCUUUUUUAAUUUUUAAAAAUUUAUUUGUUUUGUAAAAUUUUCAAAACCUAAGAUCAAUUGCCUAAAAUAUCAAUGAAUUUGAGUAUUUGUUAUUCUUGUUGUAGUUAUUCUUAUUAUCUUAUUUGUUAUUAUUAUUGUUAUUAUUAUUAUUAUUAUUAUUAUUAUUAUUAUUUUUAUUAUUAUUUUUAUUAUUAUUAUUACUGAUGAUAAUGAUAAUGACUUUAUUUAUUAUUAUUAGUUAUCAUUAUGAUCAUCUAGAAAUAUUGAAAUCUUAGUAAAAAGUCGUAAAUAGUUUAUAUUUCAAAGUUUCUUUUAUAAACAAAAAUAUUUAUCCCACCUCCUUAUUCUUUGCUUGAAAGUAUGUCUGUCAUUUCCUAGUAUUCAGCAGCAGUGUAUACUGACUUACAACCCAAGGAAUAUAAAUUCAGUUCAAACACUCUAGAAGGACAUUAGAUUUAUAUUGUAAGCAGUAUUACAGCAUCUGAUUCCUUAUAAAUGGCUCCAUUCUAUUACUUAUAUGUUAUAUAUUUCAUGUGAGUCUCAGUUAUAUUUAUGUCAAAAUGAAUAAUAAAAUUUUGAUGUGUC
Messenger RNA from Penaeus indicus, 7442 nucleotides. RefSeq names its product dedicator of cytokinesis protein 7-like (gene Zir). Gene Ontology annotation, molecular function: guanyl-nucleotide exchange factor activity. Lineage: Eukaryota; Metazoa; Arthropoda; Malacostraca; Decapoda; Penaeidae. The transcript has 41 exons. The coding region runs from base 15 to 6329 and encodes 2104 amino acids. Gene Ontology annotation, biological process: small GTPase-mediated signal transduction; positive regulation of GTPase activity. The record is from RefSeq and is a predicted model, not a curated record.